Malus domestica (apple) is the source of this 1671-nucleotide messenger RNA. Its product is annotated as stemmadenine O-acetyltransferase-like. NCBI's taxonomy places the organism in Eukaryota, Viridiplantae, Streptophyta, Magnoliopsida, Rosales, Rosaceae. The record is from RefSeq and is a predicted model, not a curated record.
GAAGAGCACCAUAGAAGCACAACUCCAGCUCCUUAUACCAUUAUUGUUUUGUUAUCAAGAUAUCAUGAAGGUUGAAGUUGUAGUAAUCUCCAAGGAGAUUAUCAGACCAUCUUCUCCAACUCCUGAUCACCUUCGCACAUACCAACUUUCCUUUCUCGACCAGAUAUCUCCUCCGGUCUAUAAUCCUUUGGUCAUAUUCUAUUCCUCAUCAGAGCCCGAAACAAAAUUCGAUAUUGUUGAAAUAUCCAAUCAGCUUAAGAAAUCCCUAUCCAAUGCCUUGACUCAAUUCUACCCGCUAGCCGGACGUGCCCAAGGCAACUUGUUCAUAGACUGCAAUGACCAGGGAAUACCCUACUUGGAAACUAGAGUUAAGUGCCAACUUUCUGAUGUUAUUCAAAACCCAAUUCCUGUCGAACUUAACAAAUUCAUUCCAUUCCAACUAGAUGAAGUUGUUGAUAUUUCUUUCGGUGUCCAACUCAACAUCUUUGAGUGUGGUGGAAUAGCUCUCGGUCUGUGCAUUUCCCAUAAGAUUGCGGACGCAUUAUCGUUUUUCAAUUUCAUCAAAACUUGGGCAGCCACCGCUAGACAACAAAGUGAUCAUCUAGUGUGCCCACAAUUUGUAUCAGCCAAACUCUUCCCACCAAAGAACAUAUCUGGGUAUAGUCCAAGAGUUGGCAUCACAAAGGAGAACAUUGUAACCAGAAUGUUUGUCUUUGAGGCUUCAAAGAUAGAGACUCUCAAAUCAAAAUAUGGUGCUGGUGAUCACAGCAAGAGCUUAGAAAAUCACCAAAAGCCGCCUUCUCGUGUGGAGGCUUUAUCCGCUUUCAUAUGGAGCCGCUUCAUGGCUGCCACUCAGGUGAAGUCAGACAUUGCACCAAAGAGGAUCUACGCCAUUGUCCAUGCAGUAAACCUUCGUACGAGGAUUGAUCCGCCAUUGCCGGAACACUCAUUUGGAAAUCUAUACAGAAUUGCAAUGACAAUCCCAUCUUUGGAUAUCGGGGAGGAAUGCUAUGGCCUACUGAGUCAGGUGAGAGACCAAGUGAAGAAAAUCGACAAACACUACGUUGAAAACUUGCAGAAGGGCAGUGAGCAUUUGGAUUUCAUCAAACAGACCUCUGAUAAUGUCUUCAAAGGAGAGAUGGUAACACUGAACUUCACCAGCCUGUGUAGGUUUCCACUGUAUGAAGCUGAUUUUGGAUGGGGAAACCCUACUUGGGUUGGCUCGCCAGCCCUAACUUUCAAUAAUUUGGUUGUUUUCAUCGACGCUAAGUCUGGUGGUGGGAUUGAAGCAUACAUUAAUAUGAAGGAAGAAGACUUGGCUAAAAUUGAAGGCGAUGGUGAGUUCCUUGCCUUUGUUUCUCCAAAUGUGUAGUGAAGAAUGCGUUGAGUACUUCGGAGGAAAUAAAUAAGAAGAAGAAAAAUAAAAUGUGUUGGAACUAUAUCAUACAAUAUUCUGUAGGCUGUAAAUGAGGAGUCUAUUCGUGAUUUGCCCAAAAGAAAAAGAAUGCAUAGACUCAUUUGAAGUCAAAUUAAUUGUGUCUGUGAGAUUUGAAAUUUGAGUAAGGAUGAGUGUUCUUCAAAUUGUGUUUUGUACGUGUUUUGUUAUGCUUAUGAAUUUGUACUUUCUUUUUAACUCAGUCAACGUAAUGAAUAAUUACACGUUUUAGGCAA